CGACUCGCACGAACCAUCAACUCAACGAACUCACCAUCUUCCCCAUCAAAUCGAAGGAUAGAAAUAAGAUCAAAGAUUUGAAGGGGGCAAAUCGCCCUUCUCAUCAAACAGUAUUAUAGCGGAACCAUCAGCGUAAUCAUGGGGGACGACAAGAGAGAGCCGUUGGUGGAUCAGAAUUCCAGAUUCAAGAGGUGCAUAUCGCAUCCUCAGGACGAGCUCCAGAGCUUCAGGAAGUAUCUAAAAUGGCUGUGCGUCGACCAAUCUAAUGUCUGGACGGCGUGUCUGUCGUGGUCGGUGUUCGUCGUUUUCGCGCUCGUCGUCCCCGCCGCGUCGCACUUCGUCCUUGCCUGCGACACCUGCGAUGCCAAGCAUGGUCGCCCGUACGACACCGUCGUCCAGGUAUCACUCAGCAGCGUCGCGACGCUGUCGUUUGUUUGCCUCUCGAGGUUUGUCAGGAAGUACGGACUCAGGAGGUUUCUCUUCUUUGAUAAGCUUUGGCACGAGAGCGAGACUGUCAGGAAAGGCUAUACCGGCCAGCUCAAUAGAUCUCUCAAGAUUCUCUCCAUUUUUGUCCUCCCAUGUUUCUUGGCUGAGAGCGCAUACAAAAUAUGGUGGUAUGCGUCUGGUGCAUCACGAAUCCCCUUCUUGGGCAACGUCUACCUGAGUGACACAGUAGCAUGCAUAAUGGAGCUCCUCUCCUGGCUCUACCGGACAACAGUGAUUUUCCUAGUCUGCAUUCUCUUCCAUCUGAUCUGCCACCUCCAUAUCCUACGGCUGCAAGACUAUGCUCUGGUUUUCCAGAUUGAUUCUGAUGUGGGUUCGGUCUUGGCUGAGCACCUCAGGAUCAGGAGGCACCUCAGGAUCAUAAGCCAUCGGUACCGCGCCUUCAUACUAUGCGUGCUGGUCCUAGUCACAGGCACCCAAUUUGCUGCGUUGCUUGUCACUACAAAAUCUCAUGAUGUCAAUAUUUACAGAGCUGGAGAACUUGCACUCUGCUCGGUAACUGUUGUGACUGCAUUGCUCAUAAUCUUGCGGAGCGCAACCAAGAUCACUCACAAGGCACAAGCAGUCACUUGCCUAGCGGCAAAGUGGCACGUCUGUGCGACGCUGGAUUCGUUUGAGACAGCUGAUGGAGAGACGCCGAGGGUUGAUGUGGAGGGUGGGCCACAAAUAUUUCCUGUGGGUGACGAAGGAGAAUCAGAGGACACAGAAGAUGUGGGAGACGAAGAAGAUGAUUUGGACAAUAACAAGUGGAUCCCUGCGUAUGCUUAUAGUACCAUUUCCUACCAAAAGAGACAGGCUUUAGGUAAUUAUCUCACUCCACCCAAAUUUAUAUGUCAUCCCCUCUCCAUGUAUUAUAUAUGUAUAUCUAGUCAAAAGGAUCUGCUAUUUUCUUUUUUGUGGGAGAUAAUGAUGUUAAUUUUCUGUAAUUACAUGACAGUGACAUAUUUUGAGAAUAACAGAGCAGGGAUUACAGUGUUUGGAUUUACCCUUGAUCGGAGUACCCUCCACACUCUUUUUGGUAUUGAGUUAUCGCUUGUUCUUUGGUUGCUUGGUAAAACGGUGGGGAUUUCUUGAAACAUUACUUUCUGGGCAUUUGGAAAAAGUUGGAUGGUGGCGGGUGUAUGUAUAGAUUUUUGUAGAGCAUUCCAAAUUUCUUUCUCUUCUUCUUCUUCUUAAAAAAAUCAAACCUUUGAUGUUUUUGUAAAACCAUCCAUACUUUGUACUCUUGUUUGUCUGAUAUUACCACUUAGAAGUAUAUAUCAUUAUUUUGUCAU
Carica papaya (papaya) is the source of this 1778-nucleotide messenger RNA. The record is from RefSeq and is a predicted model, not a curated record. Lineage: Eukaryota; Viridiplantae; Streptophyta; Magnoliopsida; Brassicales; Caricaceae.